Messenger RNA from Lobosporangium transversale, 658 nucleotides. Its product is annotated as Rhodanese-like domain-containing protein. Gene Ontology annotation, cellular component: mitochondrion. The coding region runs from base 115 to 492 and encodes 125 amino acids. The transcript is spliced from 3 exons. Gene Ontology annotation, molecular function: thiosulfate-cyanide sulfurtransferase activity. NCBI's taxonomy places the organism in Eukaryota, Fungi, Mortierellomycota, Mortierellomycetes, Mortierellales, Mortierellaceae. The record is from RefSeq and is a predicted model, not a curated record.
UUCAUGUAUUCAUAAGUUGGAUUGAAUAUCUUUUCUUUCUUUCUUUCUUUCUUUUUUUCUUUUUUACUUGCCCUACUUCUUAUAUUAACCAGCAAUUACAGGAUAAGCUCCAUCAUGACCACUCACCAGCAGACAAAGCCCGAAGAAGCGACGUUCGAAGAGAUUCAGGAUCUUAUCCAUCAGAAGGACAGAAUUGUACCGCUGAUCGAUGUCCGUGACCCUAACGAGACCGAUCUUGGUGUGAUCCCUACAGCGCAUUCGAUUCCACUCUCGAAACUCCAUGAUGCCUUGACUACAUUAUCAGAGCAAGAAUUCGAACAGCAAUAUGGGUUUAAACGGUUUGGGAAGGAUGACGAAGUCAUUUUCUAUUGCAGAUCAGGUCGACGCUCAAGGCUUGCGUUUGGACAGGCACAGGAGUUGGGCUACAGUCAUGUCCGACACUAUCCAGGAUCAUGGAAUGAAUGGUCCGUCAGAUUUCAAUCCACAGCUUAAAAAGGAAAAAAAGAAAAAAGGCUAUUUGACAUCCAGAGACAUUGGUGAAGAAACAACUUUUCUUUUUUUAUUUUUAUUUUUAUUUUUAUUUUUGUUUUUGUUUUAAAAAUUAUAACAAUUAAAAAGGCUUUUUUAUCUCUUUAAUAAAAAUGAUGUACAAGCUCAU